This is a messenger RNA of Dermochelys coriacea (leatherback sea turtle), 2763 nucleotides long. It is a transcript of the gene CEP112, whose product is annotated as centrosomal protein 112. Lineage: Eukaryota; Metazoa; Chordata; Testudines; Dermochelyidae. The record is from RefSeq and is a predicted model, not a curated record.
AUUUUCAUAUUCCAGGAAGAUCAACACAAAAAAACCAUUUCUUUGGACGACAGUGAUCUUGAAGCUCGUUUCAAUAGUUGGAAUCUUGGGCUAGAAAAUCCAAGAUAUUUGCGAGAGAAGCCCAUACCUCUGUCUCUGAUGACACCCAAAAUAGGCUUGGGAAAAAUUAGCACUUUUCGUGAUGAACAGUCAUUGUUUCGCAUGCAUGAAAAAGAGCUGGAGAUGAAAACAAAAAUAAUGGAAGCUAAAUUUCAUGAAGAAAAGCUUAAAUUACAGCAGAAGCAUGAUGCGGAUGUUCAGAAGAUUUUGGAUAGAAAGAAUAAUGAAACUGAGGUAUUGAAGACCCUCUACAAAACUAAACAGAAUGAAGCUGAGGAGACUAUUAGGAAGCUAGAGAAGAAAGUUCAGACCCUUGUUCGCGAGUCACAAGUUGUCAGAGAAACUAAGGAAAAGCAGAUUAUGGAGUUAAAGAAGUUGUGUGAGCAAAGCACAGAUUCUUUGAACAAUGACUGGGAGAAAAGGCUCCACAAUGCUGUGGCAGAAAUGGAAAAGGAAAAAUUUGAUCUUCAGAAAGACACAGAAAAUAUCCAAGAACUGCUUGAGGACACAAAUGGUCUUAGUAAAAUGGAGACAGAGUAUUUGGCACAGACAAAAGCAACUAACCAGAUGGUCAAAGAACUGGAGGCCCGUGUCCAGCAGCUGACUGUAGAGGCUGAAAAUAGUAAUUUACAGCGUCAGAAAUUAUCUCAAGAAAAGACUGAUCUAGAGCAAUGCUACCAAGCAGUAUGUGCUGAACUGCAAGAGAUGAAAUCAAGGUGUAACUCCCUUCAGAAAGAGAAGGAUCGCAUUAUACAAGAUUAUGAACAGAAUAUUCAACAACAACAAAACAAAUAUGAUAUUGACAUAAGUUUUAUGAAACAGGAACAUGCUCUCUCUGCGGCUAAGGCAUCUGAUGUGAUUGAAGAAUUAGAACAGAGGGUGUCUGAAUUAAAACAACAGUUACAAGAAUCAGAACAUCAAAGGCAGCAACAGCUGAGGGAUCAAGAACACAAAUUUCAACAGGAAAAACUUCAUUUAGAGCGGAUUCAUGAAAAAAAGAUUCAUGGCUUCCAAAAUGACCUUGAUAAAGAGAGAGGGGAUGCUCAAAAGAAAAUUCGCAAACUGGAAGAGGCUUUGAAGGAGAAGGAGGAGCAGCUGACUCGGGUGACAGAGGUACAGAGGCUGCAGGCCCAGCAGGCAGAUGCUGCCCUGGAGGAGUUUAAGCGGCAGGUGGAGUUGAACUCAGAAAAAGUCUAUGCUGAAAUGAAACAGCAGAUGGAAAAGGUGGAAUCAGAUCUAAGCAGAUCAAAAUCUCUCCGUGAAAAGCAGUCAAAAGAAUUCUCUUGGCAGUUGGAAGAACUCAAACAAAGAUAUGAGCAACAGAUAGUAGAGCUGAAGCUGGAGCAUGAACAGGCGAAGACGCACCUAUUCCAGCAGCACAACACAGAGAAGGAUUGCCAGGUCCGAGAUCAUGAACGGGAAAUUGAAAAACUGGAAAAACAGCUCCGCGCUGCCAUGACGGAGCACGAGAAUAAAACUCAAGAAUGCAGGAAACGAGAUGCACAGAUUAUCCAUGAUAUGGAGGCCCAAAUCCACAACCUGAGAGAAGAGCUUAUUCAGGUAAAUGCUCAGCGGAAGCAACAGUUGGUAGAGCUUAGUCUUCUGCGGGAAGAAGAAAAGCAGCGGGCUGCUCGGGAUCAUGAGACUGCAGUGAAUAAGCUUAAAGCAGAGUCGGAAAAGAUGGCCUUAGAGCUGAAAAGGACACAUGCUGCAGAGACAGAGAUGACAUUGGAAAAGGCCAACAGCAGGUUGAAGCAGAUUGAAAAGGAAUAUAGUCAGAAGUUGGCCAAAUCUUCACAGAUUGUAGCUGAACUUAAGACAACCAUUUCCUCUCUGACAGAGGAGAGCAACCAGCAGCAGCUUGCUGCAGAAAGGCGGCUCCAGGAUGUUGUACAAAAGUUUGAAGAUGAGAAGCAGCAAAUGAUUAGAGAUAAUGACAGAGCAAUCAAGGCUUUACAAGAUGAAAUGGAAAAUUAUUGCAAUCAGGUACGAUCUACAGAAAAGAAGCUGCAGCACAAGGAGUUGGAGACACAGGAACAGGUGACAUACAUACGACAAGAAUAUGAAACCAAACUCAAAGGUCUGAUGCCAGCAUCUUUGAGAAAGGAACUCGAAGACACCAUUGCAUCUUUAAAAUCUCAGGUAAACUUUCUGCAGAAGAGAGCAUCUGUCCUACAAGAAGAACUGAAUGUGUACCACACCAGAAGGUAACUGCUGGAGCAGAGGAAAUUGUUCAAGUGACAAAUGGACUUCUUUCAGCAGGUUUGAAGAUUUGGAUCUUGUAAAUUAAACUGUGAGAUCAGUGGCUGUUUUGUUAGCACAGAAAAUGUAAUUAAGCUCAUGAAAGCACAUUCAUCAUUCAUGCCAGUAUUUUUUGAGUUGUAUCUUACUUGAAUUAUUUUUUGCCAUUAUCUUAUUACAGAUUUACAAUUUUGAUAUAUUAAGUUUAUGUGCAUGCUCAAUUUACUUACUGCGAAACUAAAUUCCUUCGACUAUUGGUUUUGCUAUUACUUCCUAAUAUAAUUUUUAUUCAAUUUUAUACAUGAUAAAAUCAUGUUUCUAUUAUUAUUAUUACCCAAUAUAUUUUUAAAACAUAUUUACAUUGUUUUCAUGUUCAUAUGUUUACAUAAUAUUAAAAUAUUAUUUUGUACUUUUUUCUUUUGA